Molecule: messenger RNA, 4488 nt
Organism: Equus caballus (horse)
Lineage: Eukaryota; Metazoa; Chordata; Mammalia; Perissodactyla; Equidae
Product: solute carrier family 23 member 1
Biological process (GO): transmembrane transport
Cellular component (GO): membrane
Molecular function (GO): transmembrane transporter activity
Source: RefSeq, a predicted model, not a curated record
AAACUUACCAAAUUAUGACUGGAGAGGGCUGGGGUGGGGCGGUGUGGGUGGCGGGAGUCUGUUGCAGAUCCGCAGCUGGAGCCAGGAGGCCCCACCCUCCUCAGAGCCAGGCCAGGGAUCCCUGCCUGCCUCUCACUUUUAUUAUUUUGGCGGGCAUUGAGAAGUUAAUCUUUCUCUACUGGAGCGGCUUCCCUUUUUUUUCACCCUGGGAGGACGCCAACAGGAGUCCUCCAGUUGCCGUGAAGUCUGCCAUGACCAGCUGUGAGCACCCCGACUUCCUGCAGCAGGAUGAUAACAUGUUCAGCUGCCAAGUUGAUGGCCGAGGCAAGAAGAAGGAUGAUCAGCCCGGGAGUCCCAGCAGCAGCCACCUGGCCUAUGGCAUCUUGGACGUCCCACCAUGGUAUCUCUGCAUCCUCUUGGGGAUCCAGCACUUCCUUACAGCCCUGGGGGGGCUCGUGGCAGUGCCGCUCAUUCUGGCCAAGGAACUGUGUCUGCAGCAUGACCCCCUGACCCAGAGCUACCUCAUCAGCACCAUCUUCUUUGCCUCUGGCAUCUGUACUCUCCUGCAAGUCUUUUUCGGAGUCAGGCUGCCCAUUCUCCAGGGAGGUACAUUUGGUUUUGUGGCACCCUCCCUGGCCAUGCUGUCCCUUCCUGCCUGGAAAUGCCCCGAGUGGACACUCAAUGCCAGCCAGGUAAACACCAGCUCUCCUGAAUUCAUCGAGGAAUGGCAGAAGAGGAUCCGAGAGUUGCAGGGUGCCAUCAUGGUCGCUUCCUGUGUCCAGAUUCUAGUGGGCUUCUCAGGCCUCAUUGGCCUUCUCAUGCGCUUCAUUGGCCCCUUGACCAUUGCUCCGACCAUCUCCCUGGUGGCCCUGCCUCUCUUCAGUUCUGCGGGCAAUAAUGCCGGGACCCACUGGGGGGUUGCUGCCGUGACCAUCUUCCUCAUCGUGCUGUUUUCUCAGUACCUGAAAAAUGUCGCAGUGCCCAUGCCCAUUUAUGGACGAGAGAAGAAGCUUCACACCUCUAAGUUCUACCUGUUUCAGGUCUUCCCUGUGCUGCUGUCGCUCUGCAUCUCAUGGCUCCUCUGCUUCGUGCUCACAGUCACCAAUGCCCUCCCCAAGGACCCCACAGCCUAUGGGUACCCGGCCCGCACCGACACCAAAGCCAACGUCCUCAGCCAGGCGCCUUGGUUUCGCUUUCCUUACCCAGGACAGUGGGGCCUGCCCACCAUCAGCCCGGCUGGGGUCUUUGGGAUCAUGGCAGGGGUGAUCUCCUCGAUGGUGGAGUCAGUAGGCGAUUAUUAUGCCUGUGCCCGGCUGGUGGGGGCCCCACCCCCUCCGAAACACGCCAUCAACCGUGGCAUCGGCAUUGAGGGCCUUGGCUGCCUGCUGGCAGGGGCCUGGGGGUCAGGGAACGGCACCACCUCAUACAGCGAGAAUGUCGGGGCUCUGGGGAUCACCAAGGUGGGGAGCAGAAUGGUGAUUGUUGCUGCAGGCUGUGUGCUGCUCCUGAUGGGAGUAUUUGGGAAGAUUGGGGCUGCAUUUGCAACUAUCCCAACACCUGUGAUCGGAGGCAUGUUCCUGGUGAUGUUCGGGGUCAUCGCUGCUGUGGGAAUUUCCAAUCUGCAGUACGUGGACAUGAACUCAUCCAGGAACAUUUUUGUCUUUGGCUUCUCCAUCUUCUGUGGGCUUGCCGUUCCCAACUGGGUGAACAAGAACAGUGAGAAGCUCCAAACAGGGAUUCUCCAACUGGACCAGGUCAUCCAGGUGCUGCUGACCACGGACAUGUUUGUAGGCGGAUUUCUGGGCUUUCUACUGGACAACACCAUCCCAGGAAGUCUGGAGGAGAGAGGCCUCCUGACAUGGAAUCAAAUCCAUGAGGAGUCUGAGGAGACUGCGAAGGUGUCAGAGGUCUACGGCCUCCCCUGUGGGAUUGGCACAAAGUUCUGCACUUCCUCCUAUACCCGGUACCUCCCCUUCUGGCCCAAACUGGAACAUCGUGGGAGAGCUGAGGUGGGAGCGUGCCAGCUUACCCUCUACUCCCAGGAUUCCUCAGGAGAGUGCCUCAAAGUUGCCACAGAAACCAAGAUGUAAGGAGAACUCUCUGCACUGUGGGUUGGAAUGUAAAUUGGUAAAACCACAAUGGAAAACAGUAUGGAGGAUCCUCAAAAAUUUAAAAACAGCCACAUGACCCAGCAAUUCCACUUCUGGGUAUUUAUCUGAGGAAAAUAAGAACACUAAUUCAAAAACAUAUAUACAUCCCCAUGUUCAUUCCAGCAUUAUUUACGAUAGCCAAGAUAUGGAAACAACAUAUGUCCAUUGAUGGAUGAAGAUAGUGUGGUGUCUAUAUAUAUAUGUAUGUAUGUAUAUAUCUGUAUAUAUACACACACACAUACACACACAAUAGAAUAUUAUUCAGUCAUAAAAACAAAUGAAAUCUUGCAACUUGUGACAACAUGGAUGGACCUCGAGGGCAUUAUUCUAAGUGAAAUAAGUCAGACGGUUCUGCCCUGGUGCAGCAAGAGUAGUGGCCACAGGGUCCAAAUUCCCUGCUAAGCCACAUAGGAGAUCUCUGUGAAACUUGUUAGGGCCCUUUUGGCUGGAAAUUAGAAAAGUGUAACUCAAAACAUGGGAGAUGGGAUUUAUUGGUUCUUGUAACUAGGAAGGAAGGAUACCGGGAGAACUUACAAAACCAUAGAAGGAAUCCUAUGAACAAAGGAUGAUACAGGUAGAUAGUAUAAAAUCCAAAAGGUCCAGGAGAGCAUACAUGAACAGCAAGUCUGUCUCCCACCUCUGUCUGCCCCACCCUGUAGAAAAUCUACAAGGGGGCACUUAGUUUUACCUUUUCCCCCAGCUUCCUUUUUACAAUUCUUGACUCUGCUCAGGCCUAUGCAGCUACCCCUGGCAAACUUGAGACAUCCAUGCUGUGACCAUCCAACAAUGAAGCUCACGGCAGCACAACCUGGCCCCAAAUCCGGACCCCACUGCUCCAUCUACAGUGGGAUGAGUCACUUUGCUACAACAAGGAGGAAGGAUGUGGGUACUCCUCUUUCAUAAGAAUGGCCAAUGCACACUGAAUUCAUCUAAAUCUUACAAAGAUCCCCUCAGAUUGGUCACUUUUAUUAUCCCUGUUUUACAGACAACAAAACAGGGUAGAGAGAGGCUCAAGGUCAGAGCUAGUAAAAGCUAUGGUCAGGAUUUGAACCCAGCCCAUCAUGCUAUUCUGGUGCGCUCUGGAAUCUCAGAUGCCUGAGCCAGAGGGAGGGAAGUUCCUGAUCCAGACCCUGCUCACCCACCUUCCCGUCCUUGCCAAUGCUGUACACGGUGUUCUCGUCGUAGCUGAACUCCACCGAGUAGACCUCCCCGCAGUGGGCCCUCCAGCUCAUCGCGCACUCGUGCUGCUGCAUAUCUGAGGCAACAGACGCCACUAAGAUUCCCGCCCGGGCCCUGGGGAGGCAUCUGCCCAUGACAGGAGGCACCUGCCGAAGAGGCCAGGCUGCCCCUGAGCCUCACAAGCAGCUUCUUUCCCUAGGUCAUAAGUAAGGUUCAGCAAUCCCUGGGCAGAGCCCGUAUGUCUAGGAGGACACACAAGUCCUUCCUAGGAGGCCUCUGUAACUUCCCACCAGGGCACCCUGGGGAUCUGUUAAAGACACAGUCACUAGUCCCAUCCCAGACCCUCCGACUCUGGGUCUCCUGGGACAGGCGCAGCAUGAACAUAUUUAAACAGCACGCCAGAUGAUUCCAGUGCACACUGUUGUAAUGCUUUUAUGUUAUAAUCAACUAGCCGCACCAAGAGGACAGGACAGCAUUACUCUCGUGUGUCCUCUUGUCCUCUUGGAUCUCACUUAGGCCUGAGGACUCAGAUGGAACAGCUCAAGACAGAUGGGCUGCUAAGCUCCACCCCUCCUGCGUCCACUGAAACUGACCAUGUGCAAGGUGAUUACAGAGGGUGUUCUGGAAACAGCAGACCCUGACCAAAGUUAAUCUCUAUUAUGAGCAUCUUGAAUUGGGUUUGCUAGCCUAUAGUCCAGCGGGAAAAACCCAGCUCUCUUCCCUGGGCCAUUUAAGGAGGGGACCAGGAUUGCCAUGAGCACACUUGCUUACCAAACAGCCGGAUGACGCCGUCAGCCGCCCCUGUGACCAGCAAGUUCCCAUUGUGAUUGAAGGCUGUGCAGUUGAUAGCAAUGGGCUCUGGAUCCAGGGAGAACUGGAGCUAGCAAAAAACAAAUAAAUAAAUUAAUUAAAAAAUUUAAUGGAAUAAUAAGCCAAAAUUCAAGACAGUUCUCUCUGAUAGGAGGUAGGAGACAGAGAUUGGGGAGGGGCACACAAAAAAUACUGGUAAUGUUUCAUUUUUAAACUGUCGUGGUAUAUAGGUGCUUAUUUUACUGCUUUUCUUCUCAUUAUACCAUAUAUCUAUGAUUCCAAUAUUCUCCUGUAUGUAUUCAAUAUUUACUUUGUAAUUUUAAAAUAACAAGUGAACAUAAAUUACAAA